Molecule: messenger RNA, 930 nt
Organism: Trichophyton benhamiae CBS 112371
Lineage: Eukaryota; Fungi; Ascomycota; Eurotiomycetes; Onygenales; Arthrodermataceae
Exons: 2
Coding region: 1-930 (309 amino acids)
Biological process (GO): chitin catabolic process; carbohydrate metabolic process
Cellular component (GO): extracellular region
Molecular function (GO): chitinase activity; chitin binding
Source: RefSeq, a predicted model, not a curated record
AUGCCGGUAGACGGUGCAAAGGGUUGCAUCAGAGCGUUCACCCAGUCGAAGCGGCAAUAUCCACAGCUGAAGGUCAUCCUCUCAAUCGGCGGUGGAGGGGCUGGCAGCGAGAACUUUGCAGCCGUUGCAGCGGAUCCAGUUUUGACAGCGAACUUCGUGGAGACCGCAAAGAAUCUGGUAGACAAGUUCAGCCUUGACGGACUAGAUGUUGACUGGGAGCAUCCAUCUGACCCCCAGCAGGGUAUAAAUUACAUAUCUCUUCUCGCUACUCUUCGAGAACAGCUGCCAUCGCCUCAAUACAUCCUCUCAUCCGCCCUGCCGGCCGGUCAGUGGGCCCUGCAACAUAUCAAUCUACACCUAGCGCAAUAUUACCUUGAUGUAAUAAAUGUCAUGACAUACGACUUCUCUGGCCCAUGGGUGCCGCAAUGCGGCCACCAAUCUCAGCUCUUCGCUCCCGAGCAACCCCAUAACGAUGCCGCUCAUCUCUCAUGCAGCUCUGCCGUUUCAUACUUGCUCGCCCAAGGUGUUCCGCCUCAUAAAAUCUUAAUGGGUAUACCGGUGUACGGUCGUGGUUUCCCAGGUACCAACAGUGUUGGGCAGUACUCAUGUCCCGCACCUGAUGGAUCCGACAAACCGGUAGAUGACGGCGCAGGUAACGAAAAAGAGAUAGUAUUUGACUACUGUGAUCUCCCCGUGUCAGGUUCGAUAGAGCAACAUGACCCUGAAGUUGGCAAUGCGGCGUUUUGCGUCGACAACGAGCAGAAUUCCGGGUUCAUCUCGUACGAUUCACCACAGAGUGUCAAGUUGAAGGCACAGUUUGUUAAGCAGACGGGUCUGGCGGGGCUGUUUUAUUGGCACAUUGCCGCAGACUCGACUACUGCAGCCAGAAGUCUGAUUGCUACAGGGUAUAAUACCAUGCAUGAUUUGUAG